Solanum verrucosum is the source of this 1207-nucleotide messenger RNA. Its product is annotated as derlin-2.2. The coding region runs from base 196 to 933 and encodes 245 amino acids. The record is from RefSeq and is a predicted model, not a curated record. Gene Ontology annotation, molecular function: ubiquitin-specific protease binding; misfolded protein binding. NCBI's taxonomy places the organism in Eukaryota, Viridiplantae, Streptophyta, Magnoliopsida, Solanales, Solanaceae. Gene Ontology annotation, cellular component: endoplasmic reticulum membrane; Hrd1p ubiquitin ligase ERAD-L complex. The transcript has 7 exons. Gene Ontology annotation, biological process: endoplasmic reticulum unfolded protein response.
CCAUUCAUCUUUGAUUUCCUCUAGCUAAAUAAAAUCCGAUCACAUACAUAUAUAUACAUAUUAUAUGCAUGUGAGUGUGUAUAUGUAUUAGAAAUCCUCGAAUUGAUCAAUUUUCAGAUAACCAAGAGGCUUUAUCAGUCGGGUUGUUAGGGAUUUCUGGGAAGUUUUGUUUUGGGGAAAGUUUGAUUUGGCUGAAUGGCACAAGCUGUGGAAGAAUGGUACAAGCAGAUGCCGAUAAUCACCCGUUCCUAUCUCACUGCUGCAAUCAUCACCACAAUCGGUUGUUCUCUGGAGAUUAUAUCUCCUUAUAAGUUGUACCUGAACCCCAAGUUAGUGGUGAAGCAAUACCAGGUGUGGCGCCUGGUUACAAAUUUUCUCUACUUCCGGAAGAUGGACUUGGACUUUCUGUUUCACAUGUUUUUCCUAGCUCGGUACUGCAAGCUUCUAGAAGAGAACUCCUUCAGGGGAAGGACGGCAGAUUUCUUCUACAUGCUCUUGUUUGGUGCCACUGUUUUAACAGGAAUUGUUCUUGUCGGGGGGAUGAUACCGUAUGUCUCAGAGUCAUUUGCAAAGAUCAUAUUCCUGAGCAAUUCAUUGACUUUUAUGAUGGUUUAUGUAUGGAGCAAGCAAAAUCCGUUUAUCCACAUGAGCUUUUUGGGUCUGUUUACUUUCACCGCAGCUUACCUCCCAUGGGUUCUUUUGGGGUUCUCUGUGCUUGUUGGCGCCAGUGCUUGGGGGGAUCUACUGGGAAUGAUUGCAGGCCAUGCUUAUUAUUUCCUAGAAGGCGUCUAUCCGCGAAUGACUGGUCGUAGACCCCUGAAAACACCAGCAGUUAUCAAAGCAUUGUUUGCUGACGAGCCAGUAGUGGUGGCUCGACCUGCUAAUGUUCGCUUCGCUGCUCCUCCUGUUGAUGAAGUUCCACCAAAUCAAUGAGAUAAUUUUAUAAGUAAACCAUUGGCUCUGUCUUCAGUUCCUGUAAAUUGACCUUAGAUAUUUGGUUGGAGGGAAUCAGGGUUGGUCUUGUUGAUGAUGAUUGUGCUAGUUACUAAUGCUUUUUGUAAUUUAGAUCUGGAACUGGAGAAGUGCUGUGCUGGCUGGUAGAGAAAAUUCGCCUAUAUGAAGUGUUUUUUCUCUGUUAUAAGUCUUAGAAUUCAAUUGUUUGGUGUUGUUUCUCCUUCCCUUAGAAGCCAAUUGCUGAUUUUUGGUA